GGUUUGUUUUGGUUGUGCAGCCCAGAGAUAUGGCGGUGGUGCUGCUGGCCAGACUAGCAAGUUUACUAAUGUAUGACAUUUUCACGACUGAACUUCAAUGUUCGUGUACAUUGUAACGAGUCUGCCCUGUGGGCCUAACGAUGAAUGUUUUCCGGACCUAAAGGUGGAUGUGGACUUCCCUGGCAGCGAUGUGCUGCAGAUCAUCUCCGCUGAUGAGCUCCACUGCCAACGGGCCUGCAGCCAGCAUCCCUCCUGCCAGUUCUUUAGCUUUCUCAGGCCUGACUGGACCAGGGACAGCAGGCGUUUCUACUGUUACCUCAAGCACACAGAUUCUGGGAAACCAUCUCGAGUGACCAAGCUGAAGGGGGUGACAUCAGGCUACUCCCUUAAAAACUGCAAGGAGACAACUGAAUGUUUUCCGGACUUAAAGGUGGAUGUGGACUUCCCUGGCAGCGAUGUGCUGCAGAUCAUCUCCACUAAUGAGCUCCACUGCCAACGGGCCUGCAGCCAGCAUCCCUCCUGCCAGUUCUUUAGCUUUCUCAGGCCUGACUGGACCAGGGACAGCAGGCGUUUCUACUGUUACCUCAAGCACACAGAUUCUGGGAAACCAUCUCGAGUGACCAAGCUGAAGGGGGUGACAUCAGGCUACUCCCUUAAAAACAGCAAGGAGACAACUGAAUGUUUUCCGGACUUAAAGGUGGAUGUGGACUUCCCUGGCAGCGAUGUGCUGCAGAUCAUCUCCACUAAUGAGCUCCACUGCCAACGGGCCUGCAGCCAGCAUCCCUCCUGCCAGUUCUUUAGCUUUCUCAGGCCUGACUGGACCAGGGACAGCAGGCGUUUCUACUGUUACCUCAAGCACACAGAUUCUGGGAAACCAUCUCGAGUGACCAAGCUGAAGGGGGUGACAUCAGGCUACUCCCUUAAAAACGAAUGUUUUCCGGACUUAAAGGUGGAUGUGGACUUCCCUGGCAGCGAUGUGCUGCAGAUCAUCUCCACUGAUGAGCUCCACUGCCAACGGGCCUGCAGCCAGCAUCACUCCUGCCAGUUCUUUAGCUUUCUCAGGCCUGACUGGACCAGGGACAGCAGGCGUUUCUACUGUUACCUCAAGCACACAGAUUCUGGGAAACCAUCUCGAGUGACCAAGCUGAAGGGGGUGACAUCAGGCUACUCCCUUAAAAACGUCAAGGAGACAACUGAAUGUUUUCCAGACUUAAAGGUGGAUGUGGACUUCCCUGGCAGCGAUGUGCUGCAGAUCAUCUCCACUGAUGAGCUCCACUGCCAACGGGCCUGCAGCCAGCAUCCCUCCUGCCAGUUCUUUAGCUUUCUCAGGCCUGACUGGACCAGGGACAGCAGGCGUUUCUACUGUUACCUCAAGCACACAGAUUCUGGGGAACCAUCUCGAGUGACCAAGCUGAAGGGGGUGACAUCAGGCUACUCCCUUAAAAACUGCAAGGAGACAACUGGUGGGCUCAGUCUGCUUCCUCUUCACUUCAGUAACAUUUAUAAAAAAAUACUUAUCAGAUGUUUUCUUUUUCUCUUUGCUCAAUUACCAAUGAUGGAUCAUUUGGGUCAUUCCACCUCAAUUCAACAGAUUUUAGAGAAAAUUUCUGCUUGACCAUCUCAGAUUUUCUUCAAACUUUUACCAUCUAAAGAGUAACCAUUUAAACUAACUUAGCCAAAAUAUUAGAUUGGUAUACCUUAUACAUCCAGAGAAAUUUUUUUUUUAACAUGGUACCCCCCUUCUGAUUUUUGGCACAUUGGCGCCCUCAUCUAAAUCUGCAGCAAAGUUCAGAUGUCAUUAUCUCAAAAAGUUUUCAAGCUAAAGACUUUAACUACCACAUGUUUAUAGCCUAUGUUGUCUAUGGUCUAGACCUAAUGAGUAUUGAAAUGUCCGGGUGCAGUUACUGUUUCAUACUGUAGAUCCCAAUGAAGCAUCUCAGUAAUGCAGCUCAUGUAUCUAGGGUCUCUGGUUGUACAGUAUGUCGAGGGCUGAGAAGCAAAGGGGCAUAAGUGACAUUUCACCAACUUUACAGGAGAGCCAAAACAAAUCUAACUUCUACUGGAUUUGUUCACAGUUAAAGACCUUUGGUUUUUGUUCAAUAACUUUAUAUUUAUAAAUAUUUUACUUCUAUAAUUUUGUCAGUUAGAAAGAGCUGAUCAAGAGCUUUCAGGUGAUAUGUAUAUGUAUGUAUACCCUUUGCUUCUCAGCCCUAGAUGUGUCAUUUACAAGAGAUCACCUGUCACGAUUCCACCCUUUGUAAACGUAAUACGGAUUAGAAUUAAUUUGAGCACUUAACUGUGUGAGUUAACUGAACACACACAAAUCUACAGUUGUACUCUUAGUGAGGGCGCAUACUUGUAUACUGACAGUGAAUUAUUUUGUGAGAAAAAAAAACAUCCUUUGGCACAAACCCUCUCUUCUGUCAUUCCCAGACUCACCAGACUCAGAUUACUGUGACUAGAGAUGCAUGGAUGUAGAUCCCUAGCAUCAUUCCCCCCUGCAACAUGGCCACUUCUCAAAAAGCCCGCGAUGAGGGGCGGCAAACACCACAGAGCUUACACUCAUGUCACCAUGGAUACCCACGAAUCACGAUGCUGCCAUGCAGAGCUCGCAUCUUCUUCUCUCUCUUUCCAAACUCAUGAACUCUCGCUCUCUUUCCAAACUCCCAACUCAUGAACUCCUCUCCUCCACAUCCUCUCUCUCUUUCCAAACUCCAACUCAUGAACUCCUCUUUCCAACAUCCUCUCUCUCUUUCCAAACUCCAACUCAUGAACUGCUCUCCUCCACAUCCUCUCUCUCUUUCCAAACUCCAACUCAUGAACUCCUCUUUCCAACAUCCUCUCUCUCUUUCCAAACUCCAACUCAUGAACUCCUCUUUCCAACAUCCUCUCUCUCUUUCCAAACUCCAACUCAUGAACUCCUCUUUCCAACAUCCUCUCUCUCUCUCCAAACUCCAACUCAUGAACUGCUCUCCCACUCUGCACUCCCAAGGCUUUAAUAAAGUGGCCAGUUAUUCUGCU
Molecule: messenger RNA, 3021 nt
Organism: Sardina pilchardus (European sardine)
Lineage: Eukaryota; Metazoa; Chordata; Actinopteri; Clupeiformes; Clupeidae
Product: coagulation factor XI-like
Exons: 11
Coding region: 98-1615 (505 amino acids)
Biological process (GO): proteolysis
Cellular component (GO): extracellular region
Molecular function (GO): protein binding
Source: RefSeq, a predicted model, not a curated record